Messenger RNA from Aspergillus steynii IBT 23096, 1857 nucleotides. RefSeq names its product mitochondrial 54S ribosomal protein uL2m. Gene Ontology annotation, cellular component: ribosome. NCBI's taxonomy places the organism in Eukaryota, Fungi, Ascomycota, Eurotiomycetes, Eurotiales, Aspergillaceae. The record is from RefSeq and is a predicted model, not a curated record. The transcript is spliced from 2 exons. Bases 272 to 1480 code for a protein of 402 amino acids. Gene Ontology annotation, molecular function: RNA binding; structural constituent of ribosome. Gene Ontology annotation, biological process: cytoplasmic translation.
GAGCAUCAAAGUCGCUGGUUGCCGACAUCCGCCGCCGCGUAUCUCGACCACUCUCGGGCUGUGCUAUCGGGAGUCUUGCGUUGCUCUGGAGGCGACGUCUUACUUUAUCUGACUUCUCGUGUGUUUGGUUGCAUCCGGCAUGCUGGAGCAAUAAUCGACUGGAUCAUCUCGCAAUCUUCCUGUCUUCGAUCUUGCAAGUGCGCUGCACCGUGUCUGGAGCUGGCACCUGUCAAUUGAUCUCGGAAUCUCUUCUGCAUCCCAUUGAUCCAUCAUGCUUCAACCUCGUCUGGCCUUGACCGGCCUGCGGCUUCCCUUCAGAUGCCUGUCCUCCGUCUCGUCUCGGGCCUACUCGACGGUCAUCACGGAGAAAGAGGCGCCCUCCGCCGAAGAACCUCCGAGUGCGACCUUCGAUCCUAGUAUCGCCUUCGCUCCUCCACCCACCCGUGACGAUACCGGCGUUCUCAUCCGCAAAUAUACGCCCCGGACGCCCGGUGUCCGCCAUCUGCGGAGACCCAUCAACGAUCAUCUCUGGAAGGGACGACCGGUCCAGAAGUUGACAUUCCCGAAACGAGGCCAUGCCAAAGGUGGCCGUAACAACACCGGAAGAGUGACGAUUCGGCAUCGUGGUGGUGGUCACAAGCGCCGUAUCCGAGUGGUGGACUUUGCCCGGGCUGCCCCCGGGCCGCACCUGGUCGAACGCAUCGAACAUGACCCCGGACGGAGUGCUCACAUUGCACUUGUCCGCAGUCAAGAGACCAAGCAGCUGAGCUAUAUUCUGGCUGCCGAGGGAAUGAGAGCCGGGGACGUUGUGCAGAGUUACAUGCCAGGUAUCCCGCAAGAUCUGUGGAACAGCAUGGGUGGCGCCGUGGAUCCCGGUGUGCUGGCCGCCAGAACUGCCUGGCGAGGCAACUGCUUGCCCUUGCACAUGAUCCCCGUCGGGACGUCGAUUUUCAACGUCGGAUUGAAACCGGGCAAGGGUGGCCAGCUGUGCCGAAGCGCGGGUACCUUUGCCACGGUGAUCGCCAAGGGUACCAACUCGCCCAGCCAGGGUCAACAGGAGACGCCGGAGGAGGGUGCCGAGACCAAGAAGGUCUCCCAGCGGGAGCUGCAAAAGAAGGAGCGUCUUGCUACGCACAUCACUCUGCGGCUUCAGAGUGGUGAGGUCCGCCUGAUCCACAAGGACUGCUGCGCAACCGUGGGAGUUGCCAGUAACCCUAACUAUCAGUAUAGCCAGAUCGGAAAGGCCGGACGAUCUCGCUGGCUGAACAUCCGUCCCACCGUUCGUGGUCUGGCGAUGAACGCGGCUGACCAUCCCCACGGUGGUGGACGUGGUAAAUCCAAGGGUAACGUUGACCCGAAGAGUCCUUGGGGUCUCCCGGCGAAAUCCGGCUGGAAAACCCGGCCCAAGUGGAAGGUCAACAAGAACGUGGUUGUUCCCCGAGUGCGCAACCAGGGCAAGCGUCGCAGAGGUUACAGCUAAAGGUAUCGCACAUGCCAUCGUUUCUCUCGUGUCAUUUCAUUUCCAUUUUCUUCAUUGCAUUCGAUUCCUAAUAUGUAUACUUCCUGCUUGCCACGACGCUUCUCCCAAAAUUUCUUGUCAUUUGUUUUAGCCUGAGACGUGCGCGGAGAUGAGAGAUGUGUACUCAACUUGUACUAUUUCAGAAAGAUGUUCUCGUUACCUUGGGGUCUGUUGAGAGAGCGAGAGAGAGAGAGAGAGGAGGAAAGAGGGAGAACGAGCGAGUUUGCUGCUCUGGUUCCUCGGCCUUUUUUUUUUAUGUGUUCUCUCCGACCCUCCGUGGCGUUGUUACUGUAUUAUAUGGGAUUAGAAUAUAGGUCAUGCUCACACGGGGAGAUUUC